Nematocida ausubeli is the source of this 843-nucleotide messenger RNA. RefSeq lists its product as uncharacterized. The transcript has a single exon. The coding region runs from base 1 to 843 and encodes 280 amino acids. The record is from RefSeq and is a predicted model, not a curated record. Lineage: Eukaryota; Fungi; Microsporidia.
AUGAAGAAAGUAAUGGCAUUUCAGAAGGAACACACAAUACAGACCAGCAAAAGGCGCGCGCCAGAGACAUGGACGGAGACAAUCCGGCCAUACAACACCAAAGAGGCAAAGCAUGAUGAGAUUAAAAGAGUUUCGUUAGAGACUUUAGGGUUCCUGCAGGGGGCAGCUCCUAAAACAAAAGUUAUCGUAAGAAAUAAACCUUUACCAGUACAAAGUAUGCUCAGCUACAUGUCAUUAUGUCCGUCCUUCAUCAAAGUAGUGUAUUUAAUGGAUGUAGAAGAUGGGGUUAUUCCUAUGGAGGUGUACUCCAAAGAUACUCAUACGAUCACUACAAACACAGCUGUCAAAAAAAUACGGUAUGCUAGCUGCAUGGCACAGGCAGUGACUGAAGUGGAUAAGUCCCUUAAAAUACGGCAGGGCCUGUUCCAGAUAUCAGAUCAGCUAGUGCCCAUCUAUGAUAUAACCCAAAAAAUGACAGUUAAACAGAGGCUGACAGUUGUGAAUAAACUAUUAGCAAUAAGUAUGUCACUCAAUCAUCCUGUGCUCAACAGGGAUAGCAUAUUUAUACAUGAGAAUAACUGUGAUCUGUUAUAUAUACCGGAGAAGAGAAAGACUACCGGUACAAUGGAGUACAUGGUGGGCUUGCUUGGAUUAUUAAUGGACACAUACACAAUUAUGGAAAGAGUCAAGAUCAUCCAGAAUUUAGAUGUAGAAAACAAAGAAGAGUUAGAAGGCCCUCUUAAAAUAGCCUCAAUAAUAUAUGAUGGAAUGAGAAGUGAGGAGUGGAGGAGUGCGUAUGCCACAGCAUCACGAUACAUCCUUACCUACCUAGGUGCGCUUUAA